AUAACAGGCGCGGCGCGGCGGGCACCCGGGCCUGCAACCAGCCAUUUAAGGCAGCGGCGCUGGCCGCGCUAAUUCAUUACCUCACACCCGACGGGAGCCAGGGCGGCGCCCUCCCCCCCACGGGCCCGCGCAGCCUAUGGGGGCCGGGGGCGGGCGCGGGCGCCGGGCCGCUCACCAAUGCCAGCAGAGCGGGGGCGGGCCGGUGGCGGCGCCCGGCUCGCCGUGCCUGGGGUUCCCCUGCUGCGCGCGUCGGCUCCCGGGUGGCUGCCAGGCUGGGCUGGGGGACCCGCGCCCGCUCAGAGCCGAGGGCAUGAUGGCUGACAAUAAAACAAAGUCCAUUAAACCUGCCAACAAGACUCCUCCAAAGUCUCCAGCAGAUCCAGCAAAAGAGAGAGCAGCCAAAAGGCUAUCUUACGAGUCAAACAGUUCGCAUGAGGGUGCUAUGGCAGCAGAACUUAGUGCUCUAGAAGAGGCUUUUAGAAAAUUUGCCAUCCACGGAGAUACCAGAGCCACAGGAAAGGAAAUGCAUGGGAAAAACUGGUCAAAAUUGUGUAAGGACUGUCACGUGAUAGAUGGGAAGAAUGUGACGAUCACGGAUGUUGACAUUGUCUUCAGUAAAAUCAAGGGAAAAUCUUCUAGGACGAUUACUUUUGAUCAGUUUAAAGAAGCUCUUCAAGAACUCUCCAAGAAACGAUUUAAAGACAAGAGCAAUGAGGAAGCAGUUCAAGAAAUACAUAAGCUAAUUGAAGGAAAAGCCCCGAUCAUAUCUGGAGUAACGAAAACCAUUUCAUCUCCAACUGUAUCACGACUUACAGACACAUCAAAAUUCACUGGUUCCCACAAAGAGAGGUUUGAUCCAAGUGGGAAAGGAAGAGGCAAAGCAGGACGAGAAGACCUGGUUGUUGCAUCGGGCUAUGUGCCUGGGUACAAGCACGCAGGCACAUAUGAUCAUAAAGUACAAGGAAGCAAGUAAGCCUGGGGGGGUUACAGAGAGAGAGAGAAUAUACCUGUAAGAAUGUUGUAGAUGAAUCCCACAUGUUUCUGUUACCAUGAAUGCGAAGACUAUGUUGGCGAGAAGUGUUUUCAGGAACUGGAACUGAUUUCAACAUCUGCUGAGAUAUUUGCAGCACAGCAACACUUCAUUACAUUCCUCAUGUUUCCAUUGGCAAAAAUAUAAAAUACAAAGUUGUUGCGCUUUAGACAAGAAACCAAAUGCAAGGACUGUU
This is a messenger RNA of Pelodiscus sinensis (Chinese soft-shelled turtle), 1226 nucleotides long. It is a transcript of the gene TPPP, whose product is annotated as tubulin polymerization promoting protein. Gene Ontology annotation, cellular component: microtubule. Gene Ontology annotation, molecular function: tubulin binding; electron transfer activity; heme binding. Lineage: Eukaryota; Metazoa; Chordata; Testudines; Trionychidae. Gene Ontology annotation, biological process: microtubule polymerization; microtubule bundle formation; positive regulation of protein polymerization. The record is from RefSeq and is a predicted model, not a curated record.